Messenger RNA from Solenopsis invicta (red fire ant), 6342 nucleotides. Its product is annotated as cysteine-rich hydrophobic domain-containing protein 2. The transcript is spliced from 4 exons. The record is from RefSeq and is a predicted model, not a curated record. NCBI's taxonomy places the organism in Eukaryota, Metazoa, Arthropoda, Insecta, Hymenoptera, Formicidae. Bases 457 to 954 code for a protein of 165 amino acids.
GACCAGUGACGACGUUGUCAUACAUACGGUGAUACGCGAACGCUAACGGUGGACGGUAUCGCGACUGAUCGCGACUGUUGUAGUUGUCGAGAGCGCGCUUAGCGUUUGGCCUAAUCCGGUGGGCUCGUGGCGGAGGAGAUGAUCGUCGCUGGCGACAAUCGCGACAGCACGAGCGUAACGACGUGCCGGGAACCCACCGGUUUCGCGGCGGCGAUGUGAGCGAGAGGGUCGCGCUCGCGAGAGCGCCGUGCGGCGUCGUCGUAGUCGUCGUCGUCGUCGUCGUUGACGACCAGCAACCACGACGACCUGGCCAGCCAGUCGAGGGGUAGGAGGUGCGCGCGCGCGCACAACACGUCGCGACGGCUGCGUUGCCGUCGUCGUCGCUGAACGCGAUAUAUACGCGCGCAACUCACGUCCGCACGCGGCGGGAGACGGCGAGUCCCGAAGGGGAACACGAUGGCGGACUUCGACGCGAUCUAUGAGGAGGAGGAGGAGAACGAGCAGCACCUGGAGGAGCGUUACGUCGCGAUGGUACCGGACCCGAUCGUGAUCCGCGGGGCUGGCAACAUGACGGUAUUCGGUCUCAGUAACCGCUUUGAAUCGGAAUUUCCCAAUGGCCUCUUGUCCCGCGUAGCUCCAGAAGAGUUUAAAGCGACUGUUAUGAGAGUGAACAGUGUAUUGAAAAAGACUUUACCUGUUAAUGUUAAGUGGUUAUUCUGCGGUUGUGUAUGCUGUUGCUGUACCCUAGGAUGUUCUCUGUGGCCUGUCAUUUGCUUGAGCAAAAGGACUCAGCAUUCGUUAAACAAGUUGUUAGAGUGGGAAAAUAGUAGGCUCUAUCACAAGCUCGGUUUACAUUGGAGAUUGGCAAAACAAAGAUGCGAUAGCUCCUCAAUGAUGGAAUAUGUUCUUUUGAUUGAAUUUAUUCCAAAGAUUCCAAUCUAUAGGCCUGACUAAGCGAUGUCGGGUAAAUUUAUGCAAUUAAAUAAAUGCAAUUGAAUAUAAAUCUUGUGCAAAUAAUCAGUGCAAUGUGCAGCUAACGUGCAGAGAAAUGCAGAGAAGAUAAAGUGCCGCUGCGACGAUAUAGGUACUUUUCUGGUACUUAUGUAAUACAUAUUUUUGUAAAUAUGAUGGGUAGAAAUCGUAGAUCUUAUAAAUAUGGACUGGCAAUUGUGUUAUAGUUUUUGCAUUGGAAAUAGAAAGCGUUCGAAAUUAGUUGGAGACAUGUGCUUUAAUAUUAUAUCAGAAUUAAAAAUGAUUGCUUAUUUGCUACAACAUCGAUAUAACCUAAAAAUAAUUGUUUUUUAAUUGUUUGAAAAAAAGAAUUCUAAUGAGAGAAUUUAAUUCUCACUAAACGAAGAACUAAUAAUACUUUUAUUCUCCUACAAUCAAUAGAUCAAAUCAUUAUACCAAAAUCACAUUUGAAAGUAUAUUACAAAAUUUUGAUAAUUUAAAACAUGCCAACAAACAAAUUUUGAUGAUUCAAAGCAUGCCAAUUUUAAAACUUUAUUUUUUAAGUUGUGUCAUUAUUAACGAAUGAACAAUAUAUUGUAACAAAGAACAAAAUAAGGUUUUCUUUGAAAAUAUUAAAUGUAGAUAAAUAAAAAUAUACAAAAUAAAAUUUUGUAAAUUUGUAAGAGGUGAGAACUUCAAUGAAAUAUUCUAUAAUAUAAUAUUAGUCAAGCAUAAUUUUUAGACUCUUUUCAAAAGAAAAGUACGGACACUUGUUUACAUUGACAGGCUUGUUUGCAUUGCCAAUACAUAUCUAUAAGGUCUAUGGUAGGAAUGCAUAGUACAAUUAUUCGACGUAACGAAGAAUGGGUCACGUCUUAUAGAACGAAAAUUAUAAAAAGAAAGAGUCAGCUGCUAUUUCUUCACAAUUAAUUUAAACGUUAAAGAAAAUAUUACAAACAAAUCGAAUAAUUAUUUUCUCGGAAAUAUUCCUUAUUUCUGUUUGGAAUAAAUACGAUCAUAGAUUCUCGUGUCAUUUAAUAUAUUUUUAAAUUUCAUUGCGCUUGAAACUACUCGACAGCUUUAUUUAUCAUUGUUUAGUCGUUGCAAAAAUAAUCUCAUCAUUUUUUUUUUAUUAAGUUCUUUUUGUAACAUUUGGUCAUCUAUACUCGUCAACUAGGGUUUAAGCUUUUUCAGGUAAGAAAUUAAUCUGAUUCAGUACAACGAAUGUAUUAAAGUACGGAUAAUAACGCGUCAAAAUGAGUCACGUUAAUCAAUCUGUCUGAUCGUAUAAUGCAACACGCGCGCGCGCUCAUGUUGUACAUACAUACGUGUACAUACAUAGAAACUUAUUUUAACUGUAGGUUAAUUCCUUAUCACGGUGAUAUUAGAAAGUAUGAUAUGUAAAGCACAGCUUUACUUUCUGAUACAAAUUUGACAAGAUAUUUUAACACAAAAGAAUCAUUUGGGACGAAGUUCGCGUUGUCAUGUGCGAUUAAAGUAUCGACAUAGAUUAUAGAAGAGAUAUAAGUAGCAAUCGCUGAUAAAUAUAAAAUAUAUUGACGAGACGAAAUUUUAAUUACGAAACGCACCAGUCUAUAAUAGGGCAAACAGUACACAGCUGUAGAAUAGCAUCAGCGCAAUUACCGGGCACAGAAAGACAUAGCGAAUAUUGUAGAAGACUGCCAUGAAUGAGCUCAUUGAUUCUUGUGUUUUUCUUUUUUGCUGUAGAAGUUAACAUUAUCAAUUUUUACGCUUACAUCGCUGCAUAAUAUUGUGUCCGCGUGUGACCUUAGAAAAAUGAUUAGCGCACGGACAUUUCUGUCACAUAUCCGUUUUCAUUUUAAGAGUAAUGUUUAAACUAGUCUUAAGAAUGGUGAAAUUGUUCAUUAAUAAAUUUUAAUUUUAUGGCUAAUAUAUUUUAAUUUACUUAAGUGGUACUGCUCUAUCAUAGUACUGUUUACUCUAUUCUUGUUAAUAAUAUAUUGCUUCUCAUAUAAAACAGGGAUAGGAUACUGAAAUAUCAGAACAAUGUCUCCCAUGUAAAGGAACUUUGUUGUGUAGGCACUAUUUUACAUUAUACAGUUCAAUAUGGUUCCGUACAGAUAUUUCUCUAUUAACAACAUGUCUCAUAUGCGAUUAAUGGAUAGAUCGAGCAAAUUUACUAAUCUCGCCCAGGCGCCCGCAAAGCAUAAAACGGUUGUAGGAAAAUACGCAAAAAAGCAUGUGAAAAUACUGCAAGUGUUUCUGUUGCUGUUCAGUGGCUGUGAUCGAGAAUAAAAGACUAGCUUUGAAUUUGAAUGUGUAUCGCAAACAGCUACACAUAACGCCCGUGCUUUAUCUUAUGCGGUUUUACACGUAAAGCCUUUUAUAGAAUACCAGAUUUAUACUCUGUUUCUUUAAUAUUUGUACUUAUUCUAUAGAAUAAUUAAGUCAAAGUGACAAGCGUUGCAUUAGAGGCGUCUGUCGUGUAGAUUCAUAAUGCUAUAUUGCCAUAUCUGAUUUCAAUCAAAUAGGUAUUUAAUCCAUUAAUUAUCGAUAUCUUGAAAAAUGGUGCAAACAAAUUUAUAUGUAUAGAUUCUCAUUUCACUCGAUGGAAAUAUUGUGGAACGAUUAUACUCUCGAUGAUCUGUUGAAUAGUUGUUAAUAUGUCGAAUAAUAAGAGUGUCAUAAGCGAUCAUAAAAAUCACAUUGUCAUAUUUUCGGACACGUGUGUACUAACAAAUUGUUAUAUGAUUAUUAUUUUUCCAAUAAUUCUAUAGCGGGCAGAAGUGUCGAUAUUUCUGUAUGUAAUGUCCUUUUAAUCGAUCCAUUGAACAAAUAUUGAAUUUUAUAUAUAUAUAUAUAUAAACAUAUAUAUAGAAACCGAGAUAUAAUGUGUAAUGGAAUUAUGCGUAUGUGCUUUCCAAACUGGCUAUCGCGAUCCUCUUGGUAGCGUAUAAUAAAAUUAAGGCUGUGUUAAAUCGGUCAAAGUGAGGGACGCAGAAUACGGUUCUAAACUAUGCUUAAAAACAAUUCUCGCAUAUUAUUAGGAAAUGAAGAUUACUUAAUAUAUCGAUAAAUCAGAUUUUCUUCCAAUGUUCGCGUUUUCUUAAGAGGGUUUUCCAUUUUAUCGCACUGAUUUUUUAGAAAAGUGAGUGAAUAUUUUUCGAAAUUAUUUUUUACCCUUUAUUUAUCAUUGUUUGAAGAUUGAUUUUUUUUAAGUAAAUUUUUUUUUAAUGGCCACAAGUGUUCUGAUCAAAAUAAUGCAUGAGGUUUUAAUUUCAGUCUAGAUACGAAAUUAUGUUUAUCGAUGAACCGUGUAGCGAUUAAACGGGUUUACUAUUAAUAAAGCAUUAUUUAUAUAUUUUAUUUAAAAAUAUAGAAAAUUAUUCUUUGAACAAUAAUUAACAAAGAACAAAAAGUAAUUGUGAAAAAUAUUUACCAAUUUUAUUUAAAUUUUCCUAAACUUGAAAAAUUAAAGCAGAAAAACCCUCUUAAAUACCAAAAACGGUCUAAUUGCGCUUUUUCGAAAUAUGUACACCAAGUAUAAGAAAGCAGAUAAAUGCAUGUAAUGUUAGCCACGCUCAGUUUGCAAGUGAUGUAACAACACAUACACUUAGUUUGUUAAUUUAUUAAUAUUUUAAUAUACAGUUAUAAAGGCCACGUAUACUAAAAAAUUAAGUCUAUAUGACUUAUAUAUGUAUAUUGUCUACGCGAAAAUUUACAUAAUCCUUUCUUUGCAUAGACCAUGAACUAUGUAAACUUUGUAAAAAAAAAGGAACAAACAAUUUGUUUUCCACGUUGACGUUUUUAUCAUUGUGCACAAAUUAAUAUUUUAGAUACAAGAAAAAAAGAAUAUUAAUUCCUAACAUCAAUUAAGCACGAUAAUUGCAAUGUAACAUCAAGGAAAUAACUACAAAAACUAAUUGCUUAUUUCAAAGAUAAUAACAGGCAAAUUGUUUUAUAUGUAGAUGAUAGUCUAUCUAGAUUAUGAUACAUGAUGACACGUAAUUUGCAUAGUCCACAUAGACAUAGAUGAUUGAUGUUUUAUGCGUAGUUUUUCUUGAACGGUUGGUUUAAUAACAAAACUCACUUUAAAAAUUGUGCAUUUUAACCGAGUACACUUUAAUAGUCUGAAACUAUUUUUCAAUUUGCAUUGUUUUGCAGAGAAGCUCAGCUAGUAUCGUUGGAUGAAUGAACGGAGAGAGAAAUAUCAAAGCACAUCAUUCGACAAAGAUUUUUCGAUUUGCUCAUAUCAUUCAGUGCACCGCUCAUGAAUGCCCAUAUAAAUAUAUAAACUUAUAUUUAUUUUAAAUUAUAAACACAAACAGAUGUAUAUCGCAAGGAAGCCAAUUAUCUGAAAUUGGUUUAGUUUCUAGAUCUGUUUCAUUUAUUAUUACUUGAGGGAUGGAAUAUAUCACUCCAAAGAGAGAGUGGAAAUAUUUUUUCAGUAAGGUUUUGUGUGCGGAUUUACAUAGAUAUUGAUGUUAAGGCGUAAGAGUGUGUAACAGUAAUGUAAAUAAGAGAUGAUGAAUCCGCGAGGGAAUGUACAGCGAGUCGAGAUUUAUAAUAUUAAUGAUUACAUUACGGAACAUCAAAGGAAAGGAAUAUAUUUUUGAUAGAAGAGAAAUGUGUGCGUAAUGAUUAUCGGAAAAUUUGAAUCUAGAAUUUGUUAAAUUUACGUUUCUCAGAUUGAAUAUUUUUUUUAAUGCAACUUGCGUAUAUCACGAAGAGAUAUCGAGAAGAUAUCGACGACAAUUUAAUCAAUACGAGUAAAUUACAUAACAUCGCAUAUCACGUUACAUUAAACUAAAUAUAUUAGUUACAUUAGAUGUAACUUGCCAAAGCAUUUAUUUACCUAACAUUUUAAAGUUGAAGUCAAUAGGCGAAUCGUAGUUGCAAAAGCGGCUAAUAGUGAAAUUAUUGUCGAGCUAUCGUGGUUUCAACAUGUGCCUUUUACUCGUGAAUUUGUGUGAAUCAUAUAAAUGUAAAUAUUAUAUGUUAAUAUUACAUGUUAAGAAAUAUAUUUGUAUAGAAUGAGAGUGGUUCCUAUAUAUAUAUUAUGCAUAAAUGAUAUAAUUACCCGCAAAAAAGCUCGCGAUAUCGUUGCACAAGAUUACACGACGAAUCGAAAUAGCAUAUCAUCAGUUCGUAGUGGAUAGAAGCUAUCCCUUCAGAGCAUUAUAACAUUGAGAUGCGAAAAUGUGAGAUACGACGUAACGAGAUAUACGUAAAUAUAUCAUUUCAAGCUUUUGAUUAACAGUCGAUAUAAUGCAAUUUAUUGUAUAACGACUAAUUGUUUUCCGCUACGAUUAUCUUUUAUACACAUUGUUUGUUAGCCACGUAAAUUUGUGUAAAAUACUGUGUUAAUUGUGUUUUUCAGUUUGAAAUAAAACAUACGAUUGUAUAAUA